Messenger RNA from Leptinotarsa decemlineata (Colorado potato beetle), 1095 nucleotides. Its product is annotated as very long chain fatty acid elongase AAEL008004. NCBI's taxonomy places the organism in Eukaryota, Metazoa, Arthropoda, Insecta, Coleoptera, Chrysomelidae. Gene Ontology annotation, molecular function: fatty acid elongase activity. Gene Ontology annotation, cellular component: endoplasmic reticulum membrane. The record is from RefSeq and is a predicted model, not a curated record. Gene Ontology annotation, biological process: very long-chain fatty acid biosynthetic process; fatty acid elongation, polyunsaturated fatty acid; sphingolipid biosynthetic process.
AUUUGCUCACGUUCAGUUGUGAAGCAACCAUAGAUCGAAUUCCGUUCUUGUUUGUCAAGUUUACUUUCGAAAAACAAGCUAUAUCAUAAUAUGGCGUUGGUACUGAAAAAAAUUUAUACAGGAUAUCAUUGGCUUAUUUAUGAAAAUACUGAUCCCAGGGCUGAAAACUACAUAGAAACUUCUGUUUCAUUUCUUGUGGGAUUCAUUUUUCUUUAUCAUUCCGUAAUCAGGUACAUCGGACCCAAACUGAUGAAGGAGAGAAAGCCUUUCAAUAUUACGAAUAUUCUGAUGAUAUAUAAUGUUCUGCAAAUUUUGGUGAAUGUAUGGUUCAUGAUCAAGCAUUCCUACAUAUUUCGAAAAAUUCAUCAUGAAUGCAUACCAAUAGACUUUUCUACGAAUGAACAAUCGUUACUGGAAUUAUCAGCUGUUCGACAUUUCUUUUGGUUGAAAAUGUUUGAUUGCUUGGAAACGGUAUUUUUUGUCCUCCGCAAAAGUUUUCGACAAGUGUCAUUCCUUCAUUUAUACCACCAUUCUGGGAUGGUUAUUGCUCUAUGGCUUGCAACAAGAUCAUAUGGUGGAGGACACUCUUUAAUUAUAGGGGCUUUGAAUACUAUUGUACACGCUGUAAUGUUCUUCUACUAUCUUCUAACGAGUAUUGAUCCUUCUUGGAAAAAAAGUAUAGCGUUCAAGCGUAGUUUGACCCAAAUGCAAAUAGUACAGUUUUUGUAUAUUAUAUUCUCCUUUGGGCGUAUCCUCAUCACUCCUGAAUGCCCAUAUCCAAAGUUACCUUGUUACUUGGUUACCUGUCAAGGCUUUUUCAUGAUUACUUUGUUCGCCGAUUUUUAUUGGAAAACCUACAUAUCAACGAGCAAGAAGGAGAGAAAAUGAGAGAUUGAUGACUGAUGUGUUCCAGAUGUUUCAAGGACUACCAGAGGUUUCCUUGAAUAAUUUAUUUGUAACGUUACGUUGAAUGAAAUAGCAGGUUUCCAUUUUGUGCAAGAUUGUACACCAAAUUGGUGAAUUUUAUGCGAAUUUUUUUUCAUAGAGUCAUAGAAUCAGUUUAUGAAAUAAAACUGUAUGCUAUUUUGAGUAAAA